GUGACAAAAAGAGACAGCUAUAUUGUUUGUGUGCUGAAGCGAUUAAGGUGUAUAAAAUAAAAUAAGACUUUCUUCCUUAAAUAAUAGUCAAAUAUUAUUCUGCAAGAAGUUUAAUUUUGUAUUUUAUAAUAUAAAGAAAGUGAUGUGUGGAUAUAUCGAAGUUAUAUUGUGAUUAAGUUGCAAGUACUUGGCCGCGUUAGAAGCCGCUUUGUUCGAUUUUCAAUAUGGCCGCUACCGGGUUUGUCUGUCAAAACGUUAAAACUAGCAUAUCAGUGAGACGAUUCUAUUUUAAAGUAAUUCACAAGGCUUAUAUGUGCUGUAUUUAACAUAAAAUAAAAAAAUACUAUAAUGACAACACUAAUGUGUAGCUAUAUUCAUCUAAUUUAUUUGAAUUUAUAUCUGUAAUGAGGCAACCAAAACAAAUUCGUCAAGCAUAAUAAUAAAUAUAGAAGUACAAAGAAGUUAAUUGAUACAGUGACAUUUUUUUAUGGUGGUGCUAAUCAAAUGAACAAAAUAAUUGUAGUGGUUGUUCGGGAUGUCACACUAUGAACGGGCGCGAUGAUACCGCCCCUGUGUUUUCGACAGUUUCAGCUGUAUUAUCCAUGGGCGUGGAGCGUAGUGGAAGUGGGGGCGGAAGCGUCGCGGGCGCGGGCGCGGCCGGCGCGGCUUCCGCUCUCAACGGCGCCGCCCCGGCCGCCGACCGGACCGACGAGCCGCCUAGAAAGCGGCCGAAGCUAGUGCUCACUGAUGAUGUAUCCGCACUCCGUAAACGAAUACUCGAAUACAAGUUGCUGCGACUGAAAAAUUUACGAGAUAGGUAUACGGAACAGCUCAGCGAGCUGUACUUCCUGCAGGCUGGCGGGAAUAUGAUGGACUAUGCGACAUGGCGCAAAAAGCCCCCGGCACCUCAGCUGGUGGCGUUCCUGGAAGCCCGGCGACCGCCGCCAGCCGCCCCGCCGCCGCCGGAGCCGCCUCCCGUGGCGUCCACCGCGCCGCCCACGCCUCCGGUUGCGGCGCCGGUGCCCGAACCGCUCGCGGCCACGCCUCCCGCGCCGCCCGCCCCCGCAGCGCCCCCUACCGCACCGCCCCCAGCGCCAGCGCCUUCCGUGCCCCUCGCGCCCCUCGCGCCCCUCGCGCCCUCGGUGCCCGCCGCGCCCGCCGACGAGAUGGUGGAAAAGGCCAAGCAAGAGGCUUACGUGGCGGCGCGCGUCGCGGAGCUCGUGCGCUCGGGCUUGUGGACGGAGCGGCGCCUGCCGCGCGUACUAGAGCCGCCGCGACCCAAAACCCAUUGGGAUUACCUGUUAGAAGAAAUGGCGUGGCUCGCACAAGACUUUGCACAUGAACGCAAAUGGAAAAAACAGGCGGCAAAAAAGUGUGCUCGAGCAGUUCAAAAAUAUUUCCAAGACAAAGCCGUAGCAGCUCAAAAAGCAGAAAAAGCGCAAGAAUUACAGCUAAAAAAAAUUGCAGCAUUUGCAGCAAAGGAAAUAAGAACAUUUUGGACCAAUGUGGAAAAGCUAGUGGAAUGGAAACGUGUCCAGAGAGUGGAAAGAGCCCGUAAAGAAGCUCUCGACGAGCAACUGAGCUACAUCGUAGACCGCACGGAGCGGUACUCGCGCCAGCUGGCCGCCAACCUGCACUCGGCGGGCGGCGGCGACGCGCCCGACGCGGCCGACGCGCCCGACACGCCGCCCUCGGACGACGAGUUCCAGCCGCGCGGCGACUCGGACGACGACGAGGAGACCAUCGCGGCCGCCGAGCGCGAGGCGGGCGACGCGGCCGACCACCGCGACGAGCUGGACGCGCUGCGCCGCGAGUCGCGCCUGGCGCUGGGCGACCUGCUGCCGCCCGGCUACGUGCCCGCGCACUCGCCGCCGCCCUCCGACUACGGGCCCGACGGCGACUCGGCCGACGACGAGGACACGAUCGCGGAGCAGGAGCGCCGCGAGCGCGCCGACGAGACCGCCGCGGAGGUGGCCGCGCUGCGCGACGAGGCCGAGCUCGACCUGGACGAGCUGCUGCGCCGCUACCGCGCGCCCGCCACGCCAGCCGCCGAGCCGCCCGACAGCGACUCCUCCACCGCCACCGAGGUGGACGAGGACGAGGACCAGGACCAGGACCAGGACGAGAACGAUACGGAUUCAGAUGACGAGGAGUCGACGGGUUCUGAACAUUUGGAGGCGUUGAUGGACUGUACGGAUGGCAAAAGCGAAGCCGUCGCCGAAAGCGGCGAUAAGGAAGAGGGGUCGCAACGCGUGGAAGCGGCGGCCUCGCUAGCGGCGUCGCUGCAGCCCACCGGCACGACGCUUUCGGAGACGGCGGUGGGCACGCCGGUGCCGCGGCUGCUGAAACACUCGCUGCGGGAGUACCAGCACGUGGGGCUGCACUGGUUGGCCACCAUGCACGCGCGCCGCCUGAACGGCAUCCUGGCGGACGAGAUGGGGCUGGGCAAGACCAUCCAGACCAUCGCGCUGCUGGCGCACCUGGCGCUCGAGCGCCGCGACUGGGGGCCGCACCUCGUCAUCGCGCCCACUUCCGUCGUGCUCAACUGGGAGAUGGAGUUUAAAAAGUGGUGCCCCGCGUUCAAGAUACUCACUUACUACGGAACGAUCAAAGAGCGGAAGUUGAAACGCGUCGGUUGGACGAAAGCGAAUUCGUUUCACGUGUGCAUAACCUCGUACAAACUGGUAGUGCAGGACCAUCAAAGCUUUCGAAGGAAACGGUGGAAAUAUUUAAUUCUCGACGAGGCGCAGAAUAUCAAAAACUUUAAAUCCCAGCGGUGGCAGAUGCUGCUCAACUUCCAAACGGAGAGGCGGCUGCUGCUGACGGGCACGCCGCUGCAGAACAGCCUGCUGGAGCUGUGGUCGCUGAUGCACUUCCUGAUGCCGGACGUGUUCGCGUCGCACAGCGAGUUCCGCGAGUGGUUCGCGCCCGUGGCCGGCAUCGCGGAGGGCAGCCACCGCUACAGCGAGGCGCUGGUGCGGCGCCUGCACGAGGUGCUGCGCCCCUUCCUGCUGCGCCGCCUCAAGGCCGACGUGGAGCGCCAGAUGCCGCGCAAGUACGAGCACGUGCUCAUGUGCCGCCUCGCCAAGCGCCAGCGCUUCCUCUACGACGACUUCAUGUCGCGCGCCAAGUGA
Messenger RNA from Zerene cesonia (dogface butterfly), 3134 nucleotides. RefSeq names its product helicase domino-like. Gene Ontology annotation, molecular function: ATP hydrolysis activity; histone binding; ATP-dependent chromatin remodeler activity. Lineage: Eukaryota; Metazoa; Arthropoda; Insecta; Lepidoptera; Pieridae. The record is from RefSeq and is a predicted model, not a curated record. Gene Ontology annotation, cellular component: Swr1 complex. The transcript is spliced from 6 exons. Bases 546 to 3134 code for a protein of 862 amino acids.